Octopus bimaculoides (California two-spot octopus) is the source of this 1789-nucleotide messenger RNA. RefSeq lists its product as uncharacterized. Lineage: Eukaryota; Metazoa; Mollusca; Cephalopoda; Octopoda; Octopodidae. The record is from RefSeq and is a predicted model, not a curated record.
AAUUUGUGACAUGCACACUCCCAGAACUUGGAUCCACACUUCUCCAGUAGUGCCAAAUUUUGGAACUGAGUUUGCACCCCCUAAGCAAAUUUUGUUCCCGGGCCACUGACAGUGUUGUAUUGCUACUACAGGCAUGUUAUUAAUAAGUUGCAAUCAUAAACUAUUCCUAUUUCCCAUUUUUAGCAACCAGUUGUCAUAGUUCUAUCGAUUUUACAUGUUUUCUUUAUAAACUCAAUGCACAAGUGUCACAGCUCGCUGUCUUUCCAUUUCUCUUGAUUCAGUGACUGCACAUAACACAACUGACACACAAAUUAUCGAUCAAAGUGUACAUUUAAAAUCAAUUAGCAUAUGGACUCCUUUCUUCUGAUUAUACACAGAAAAAUGCAUGUAGCACCAAUACAAAGGGUCUCCGGCGACCCAUAUACCAAAUGGGUUAAUUAGAGUAAGCUGUGUUCGUGAAAUACAGUUGUUCUGAAUUUGCAGUAGGAAGAGGUCACUGUUGGUAAUGGUGGGUGAGGGUCACUAGGAGUGUCACCUAGGUCCCAAGGGAGUGACAAUCUGAAAAAAUUUGGGUAUCACUGCCUUAGACGAAUGUCCAACACAGAAUCAAAGAGACAAUAACAAAAUCUACCUGUGACACCUAUCCCAAUUUGUGUGAAUAUUACAAUGUUGAUAAGUAAAGGAAAAUAGAUGUAAUAUCAUUGCCAUGAUAUUACAUCAGUAGUAUUCAACCAAUAGAUUACCUUAUAUAUCCAGCUUAAACUUUAGAUACCACCUGGCAACGAGGCGAUCAUGGAGAUUAUAAAAUUUUUCUGUUUGUUGGUGAUACUAUAUUUAACAAAUGAAAGUAACAGCUUUAAAAUUAUUCAAAAUGGAACAGCUUGGUUAGGAGAAAGUCUUGUUCUUCAGACAGAAGAAAUUCCAAACAUGAAAAGACCUGUUGUUUGGCAAAGCAAAAAUUAUAAAUAUGAAUGUGAUAGGACAUGUGCUAAUGGGGAUCAUAUAGUUACUCAGGAUGGUAAUGUUUCAACACUUACAAUCAAAAAUAUAUCUUGGGAAUUUUCAAAGUGGUCUUUUAUGGAUGAUAAUAUAAGAGGUGCACUCCUUGAAAUGGACAUAAAGGUGAAACCAACCAUUCAGAUCAUGAAUGAAACAGAUUGUAUAUACAAUGUAACAGCACAAUGUUCUUUACCUGUGACACAUAUAGAAUGUUUUAUUGGAAAGGAUCUACAAAAAUUUAGUUCAAACAAAACAGAAAAUUGUCUUGAUGGAAAAACUUACACAUUCAGUGCUACAUUAAAACCUCAUUCUGGGAAUCUGAAAUGCAGUUUUACUAUGGACAACAUAUUCAGUACUGAACGAACUAAAGAAGUUAAAUGCAAUAAUCCAUCUGCUGCAACAUCAGAUUUGUACACAAUGGAAUCUUUUGUGGUUGGCUUUUCACAAUCAACAAUAUCAACACCAAACAUUACAAAAAAAUCUUCAGCAGGUGAUAAAACUAAGCAAAAGAAUUACAUCAGUAUUAUCAUUGCGGUUCUUAUUGUUAUUGGUGUUGUAGAUGCCCAAAAAUAUUCCUAUGGGUAAAAAAGUACGACUUGUCAACCACCACUGAAAUUAAUGAACCUUGUACAUUCUAACAAUAUAAUAUACAGUUUUAAUUUCAAACUUACACCUUCUGUUUUGAACAUGAUAAUUUAUCAACAUUGAAAGAUUUUGAUUUGUCAACAUUGAAACUUUUAACAAUAUUUUUCUAAUUUUAAACUUUUACCAUUGAUAAACAAAAAAUAUU